Molecule: messenger RNA, 4728 nt
Organism: Limanda limanda (common dab)
Lineage: Eukaryota; Metazoa; Chordata; Actinopteri; Pleuronectiformes; Pleuronectidae
Product: collagen alpha-3(VI) chain
Exons: 8
Coding region: 293-3430 (1045 amino acids)
Source: RefSeq, a predicted model, not a curated record
GACUGGAAGGGUGUCUGUCUCUUUCUGUCUCGGCCGUUUACCCCCCCUUCACUUAGGACCCCUUCCUCUGUAAUCAGGGACCUUAUCACUGCUCUGCUCAGCCACCGUCCCUCGGGAGGUGCUGGACAAGCCAGCGAGGGGAAUUUACCAGGAGGAGAAUGACCCAAAGUCCAGCUUGCAGGCAUUUUACAUAAGUGAUUUAUUAUUUAGGCAUUUUUCUUUCUUCUCAAAAAACAAAUACAGUGGAGAACAACUACUUCAGCUCAGGGCGUGGCCUUUCUCUCCUCUGAAGAUGAGGCGGCACCGGUUGUUACCGUUCUGUGCGCUUCUGGGCGUCCUGUUCGCAGGAUUCCUCCCAAAACUCGAUGCUCAGGAAGUCUUGGUUGUUGGAAAACGAGACAUCAUUUUCCUUAUGGACAGUACCAUGGGUGCAACGCUAGUCAUCUCUGUGCGCGAAUUCAUCAAGCGGUUUAUCGACAGCAUGCCAAUUGGUCCCGAUGAUGUUCAAGUGGGUGUGGCCACGUUCGGAAAUAUCCCUCGCCUCGAGAUGGAUCUCAACUCCCAUGGAUCCACAGAAGCCUUGACUGCUGCCUUGUUCUCCAUCAAACCAAGACCUGGACAGAGUGUCAAUAUUGGAGCAGCUUUGGAGUUUGUGCGAACCCAAAUGAUAGCUCCUGAGAAGGGAAGUCGUUAUCAACAGGGGAUACCGCAACUUUUACUGCUGUUGACCAGUAAAAAGUCCAAUGACAGUGUGGAAGCACCUGCCAUGGAAUUGCAACGCAUGGGUGUCCUGUCCCUGGCCGCAGGCUCCAAGGCUGCUGACGAGCAGGAGCUGAGGCAGAUCGCCUCUACUGACAGCCUCGUGUUCAUGCUGAGGGACUUCCGUGGACUGCUCCGCCCACCCAUCCCAGAUCCAAUCAUUGGUGCACUCUCCACUCUAGCUGGGGUGGUUGUGACUGAAGUACCCACAGAGCCAGUCUUGGCUGUUGGAAAACGAGACAUAAUUUUCCUUAUCGACAGUACCAUGGGUGCAACGCUAAUCAACUCUGUGCGCGAAUUCAUCAGGCGGUUUGUCGACCGCAUGCCAAUUGGUCCCGAUAAUGUCCAAGUGGGCGUGGCCACGUUCGGCAAUAACCCUCGCCUUGAGAUGGAUCUCAACUCUCAUGGAUCCAGAGAAGCCUUGACUGCUGCCUUGUUCUCCAUCAAACCAAGACCUGGACAGAGUGUCAAUAUUGGAGCAGCUUUGGAGUUUGUGCGAACCCGAAUGAUAGUUCCCGAGAAGGGCAGUCGUUAUCAACAGGGGACACCGCAUCUUUUACUGCUGUUGACCAGUAAAAAGUCCAGUGACAGUGUGGAAGCACCUGCCAGGGAAUUGCAACGAAUGGGUGUCGUGACCCUGGCCGCAGGCUCCAAGGCUGCUGACGAGCAGGAGCUGAAUCAGAUUGGCUUCACUGACAGCCUCGUGUUCAUGCUGAGGGACUUCCAUGGACUGCUCCGCCCACCCAUCCCAGAUCCAAUCAUUGGUGCACUCUCCACUCUAGUUGGGGUGGUUGUGACUGAAGUACCCACAGAGCCAGUCUUGGUUGUUGGAAAACGAGACAUAAUUUUCCUUAUCGACAGUACCAUGGGUGCAAUGCUAAUCAACUCUGUGCGCGAAUUCAUCAGGCGGUUUAUCGACAGCAUGCCAAUUGGUCCAGAUAAUGUCCAAGUGGGCGUGGCCACGUUCGGAAAUAUCCCUCGCCUCGAGAUGGAUCUCAACUCCCAUGGAUCCACAGAAGCCUUGACUGCUGCCUUGUUCUCCAUCAAACCAAGACCUGGACAGAGUGUCAAUAUUGGAGCAGCUUUGGAGUUUGUGCGAACCCGAAUGAUAGUUCCCGAGAAGGGCAGUCGUUAUCAACAGGGGACACCGCAUCUUUUACUGCUGUUGACCAGUAAAAAGUCCAGUGACAGUGUGGAAGCACCUGCCAGGGAAUUGCAACGAAUGGGUGUUGUGACCCUGGCCGCAGGCUCCAAGGCUGCUGACGAGCAGGAGCUGAGGCAGAUUGGCUUCACUGACAGCCUCGUGUUCAUGCUGAGGGACUUCCGUGGACUGCUCCACCCAGCCAUCCCAGAUCCAAUCAUUGGUGCACUCUCCACUCUAGUUGGGGUGGUUGUGACUGAAGUACCCACAGAGCCAGCGGUGACACCAGCACCCGCACAGGGAGUGAAGAGGGAUGUUGUUUUUCUCAUUGACGGGACGACAGCUGGACGUAGCGAGUUCCCUGCCAUCCGGGACAUGAUAAGAAGAGUUACGGAGAAGCUGGAUAUUGGAUUGGAUAAAGUCAGAGUUUCUGUGGUUCAGUACAGUGAUGAGCCAGUGUCCGAAUUCCUUCUGAAUGAACACUCCACCCCAGACGAGCUACGCCAGGCUGUGGCGAGGCUUCAAAGCAGAGGUGGAAACCUCCUAAACACAGGACAUGCGCUUGGGUGGGUCUCCAGACGCAUCUACCAGAGGUCAGCAGGAAGCCGCAUUGAAGAGGGUGUUCCUCAGUUCCUCAUUCUAGUUACAGGUGGCAAGUCAUCAGAUGAUGUGUCCACGUCAGCUGACCUGCUUAAGAGAAGCCAUGUUGCUCCUCUUGCCAUUGGUUCAAGGAACGCAGACCCAAAUGAACUGAGACAGAUUUCCCUGAAGCCCGAACUUGUAUUCACAGUUGACAGUUACCAGCAGCUUCCGAGAGUGGAGACCCAGCUCAUUGAAUCUGUGAAAACAAUAUCCACUGAUGAUAUCAUUACUCAUGUUCCUCAAGUGGAAGUUUCCCUGAAUCUUGGGAAGAAGGAUAUUAUCUUCCUUAUUGAUGGCUCAGACAAUACUGGUCCUGAAGGCAUCGCUCACAUCCGGGACUUCAUCCUCAAAAUAGUUCGACAACUCGAUGUGCAGCCUGAUCAAGUUCGAGUGUCUGUUGUCCAGUAUUCGGACAAAGUCAAAUCCGAGUUUUCACUCAACUCACACAACAACAAGCCCGCUGUUAUUUCUGCCAUCCAAAGACUUCGCCAGAUGGGUGGACGGUCAUCAGACCUGGCUGACGCCAUUAAAUAUGUUAUGCAGAAUGAGUUAAUACCCUCUGCUGGUGUUCGUCUGUCUGAGGCUUCCCAGCAUCUUGUGGUUCUCACAGGUGGACGUUCUUCCCAAGAUGUUAGUAUGUAUGGACCUCUGCUUAAUAACAGCCGGGUAAACUGCAUCGGGGUUGGAGCUUCAGGUGCUGACACAAGACAGCUCGGCCAAAUUGCCACCAGCUCAGAAGAUGUCCUUCACGUCCCUACUUUCCCAGGUCUGUCAGCAAUCAGGGAGAGGUUUAUUACCAGGCUGAGUGGGACUAUGCCUGAGGAAACACCCACACACGUCUACGAUUCCGACCUGCCUGCGGCUAAGAAGGCUCCUGGAGACACUUGAUUAUGAAGUGAGGGGGUAGCUGUGUGUUGGGGUGCAAGACGGUCCUAAAAGUAAUUAUCUUGGUUCAUGCUAUUACAAUUUACAAAAUAACAAUGACGUUUCAGUUUUCUUCAUGAAUUGACGUAGAUCCACUGCAGGAGCAUAUUGUUAAUUUGAUGCCUGUGGGACGUGGAAGUCGAAGAAACAUCGUGUGGGAAACAGAAAUAGCUACAGGAACUCACAACAACAACAACAACAACAGCAGUGGCUGAAGGGAAGAUUGAAAAAGGUGGGGAUUUGGAGCUUUAGAAAUAGCCCAGUGUUACUCUCUCUCUCUCUCUCUCUCCAGUUAUUCCAGUUAAAGGGUGAAUUACUUAUAUUGACCGUCAGCUGGAGCGGGACGGCUUUGUGUUUUAUAAAAAAUUUGUUGCUAUUAAUUAGUAAUUUUACCAUAUUCAUAUUAUGAUUCAGUUACACAUGAUGUGCACUAACAUUACUUCAAUUGCGAAAGCAUUUACAUUUGUCAUAAUAAUCUGAUAUUGUUAAGAUGCUUAUUCCAAUGUUGCAGGUCCUACAGCUGGUAGCUGGCCAGUCUGUAAACACUUUAAUAUCAUCUGUCACAUAUUGUUAAUGUUUUGUGAUAUUUCAUUCAUAUCUUUGUGAAGGAGAAAUGAAAAGCCAGUUUAAAUAUCUACUUUAAGGUGUGUGAGUGUGAAUGUGAAGGAAAUUAAUUCAGUCUGUAGAGAAAUGCACAAACAGUGGAUUGCAGCUGGUGACCAAGACAACUGAACUGCAAUAAGUCAUAAUUCAUCUUUUAAAAUAUACAUAUAUAUAUAUAAUUAAACGUUUUGUAUUGUCACAUAAUAUAAACAAAUUCGAAUUUGUAUUAUUUUCGGUUUUUCUGCAUAUUUAUAGCAACAAGACACUUAAAGAAAUGUGACUUUUUCUAUAUCAACAUAAUCAGUAGGUUUAUAUUCAACCUAAACUCAGAUUGUAACAAAAUUCAAAGGAACAAAAACUAUUGAUUUCUUUCUCAUUAUCUCCUCAAUCAAUUAAUGUCAGAUAACUGUAUGUUGCAUAUUCUGAAUCCAGAUGUUGAAGGAAAUUGUGUUUUUGAAGAUGAUUGAAUAAUUCACAUUAGUUUUGCGUUCAUGCAGUCGAGUGACAAAUUAAAUGAAAACGCUCAAUGAGACACAAAACCAGAGCAAAUGCUUUGGUAAAGUUUGAGAUCAGAGAAGAAUCCUAAUAGAUGAUCAUUAUAUGUCUCAACAUGAAUUCUAUUAAUUGUCUAUUUCUUAUUAAAUUAUUUACAAACGAAA